Molecule: messenger RNA, 576 nt
Organism: Rotaria socialis
Lineage: Eukaryota; Metazoa; Rotifera; Eurotatoria; Philodinida; Philodinidae
Source: the annotation of a GenBank genome assembly
AUGUCAGAUAAUCAUGAAUCUUCGAUUACUUAUUUCAUAUCUAUCACACAUUGUCAAAGGGAUGAUGCCAUUCAAUUUUUAGAAACAACCAACUGGAGACUUGAUAGAUCUCUAAAUUUAUUCUUUGAACAAGAUUAUAACCGGCAAAAAUCUCCUGUUCAUUCAAAACGUAUCGAUGCACCGUACCAGCAAUGCGAAAAUAAAGCUAAUGCUCGCGCUUUUGAUCUUGUUCCCAUAUCACCUAGAUCAUUAUCUAAAACGAUUAUUAUACCGACGAUGCUUGAAUUUCAACGAUUUAUUCAAUCAUAUGAUGAUCGUACUACAAAUUUACUAGAAAAUUCAUCGAAAAUGAUGAAUUUAACAAUGAAAUAUGCAACACAUAAAAACGUUAAUAUUCCGUCCAAUGAACUCGAGCAUUGGAAGAUUCAUUUAAAAGCCGAUUAUACACGUUUACAAGCAUUACUUGAUAAUGACAUGUGUGCACCGUUAGUUUGGAUAGAACAUUUCGAGCAUUUAUUGAAUGGAAAUAUCUGUCAAUUAUUCGAUUGUGAUUACAUGUUUACUAUCAGUGAUUAG